AUGGAUGUCCGUGACAUGCAUGUUGACAACACAUGUAUGCUUGUCUUCUGGUCAAGUUAUUUUGAAUAUACUUUACCCAUACUACACCUCUUCACUCUGUUGCUAGAGUGGUUGCCAAGGGAGAGUUUGGAGCCCCUAAUGGUCUUUGUGGCCUUUGUUCCAACUUUUGAUCCUCUUCUCCAAGGGGGGCCAGUUGUCUUUCUUUUCAGGAUGCCUCUUGCACUUGACCUGAGAUUCUACAGCUCAAAGACUUUUCUGGCUCUUGAGAUGGGUUCCUUUGUGUCCAUGACCUCCGUGCACUCUGCAGCUCUUUGCGCUCAGGAGCUCAACACCCUCGAGGUGACUAGCGAGGAGACUGUCGCCCAGAUCAAGGGUCAUGUGACUUUGCUGGAGGGCAACCCAGAAGAUCAAGUCCUCCUUCUGGCCGGUACACCCCUGGAAGAUGAGGCCAUCCUCAGCCAGUGUGGGGUGGAGGCACUGACAACUCUGAAAGUCGCAGGCCGAAUGCUGGGAGGGAAAGUCCAUGGCUCUCUGGCCCGUGCAGGGAAAGUGAGAGGCCAGACUCCCAAGGUGGGCAAGCAGGAGGAGGAGGAGGAGGAGGAGGAGGAAGAGAAGGAGGAGGAGGAGGAGGAGGAGGAGGAGGAGGAGGAGGAGGGAGACAACCACCGCCGCUGCCACUGGGCCAAGCCACGGAUGCAGUACAACCGGCACUUUGUCAAUGUGGUGCCCACUUUUGGCAAGAAGAAGGGGCCCAAUGCCAAUUCCUAAGUCUGCAAUCUUGGCUUUCUGGAAUAAAGCCACAGAGUCCAGCUGAAAAAAAAAAAAAAAAAAAAGAAA
Molecule: messenger RNA, 837 nt
Organism: Suncus etruscus (white-toothed pygmy shrew)
Lineage: Eukaryota; Metazoa; Chordata; Mammalia; Eulipotyphla; Soricidae
Product: scaffold attachment factor B2-like
Biological process (GO): translation
Cellular component (GO): cytosolic small ribosomal subunit; ribosome
Molecular function (GO): structural constituent of ribosome; protein binding
Source: RefSeq, a predicted model, not a curated record